Messenger RNA from Triplophysa dalaica, 960 nucleotides. RefSeq names its product olfactory receptor 11A1-like. The transcript has a single exon. The record is from RefSeq and is a predicted model, not a curated record. NCBI's taxonomy places the organism in Eukaryota, Metazoa, Chordata, Actinopteri, Cypriniformes, Nemacheilidae. Gene Ontology annotation, biological process: G protein-coupled receptor signaling pathway. Gene Ontology annotation, cellular component: membrane. Gene Ontology annotation, molecular function: G protein-coupled receptor activity; olfactory receptor activity. The coding region runs from base 4 to 960 and encodes 318 amino acids.
UCCAUGGGUAAUUCAACACAUUAUACGACCGUUAUAUUGGCUGGUUACAUUGAUAUAGGAAACAUUAAAUAUUUAUUUUUCACUAUUUUGAUAUUAUUAUUUUUCGCAAUCAUAUUUGCAAAUCAAUUGCUCAUUGCAGUAAUAUGUAAAGAUAGGUCUUUGCAUGAACCUAUGUAUGUUUUAUUAUGCAGUUUGUCUAUAAAUGAACUGUAUGGCAGCAUUGGUCUGUUCCCAUCACUUUUAAGCAACAUGUUACUCUCGAAAACUCCUGAGAUUUCACUCACAUUUUGCCAUGUUCAGAUAUUUGUUUUGUACACCUAUGCAUCAGCUGAAUUCUGUAAUUUAGCUGUUAUGUCCUAUGACAGGUACAUAGCCAUCUGUUACCCUUUGGAGUAUCACAGAAUAAUGUCUCCUACCAUGACUGUUACAUUACUUGCAUUGGGGUGGUCCAUAUCGUUUAUCAAAUUUUCCAUCACUUUGUCUGUUAAUGUACAGCUAAAAUUGUGUGCAAAUGUAUUGGACAAGGUAUGGUGUGACAACUAUAUGCUUGUAAAAUCUGCAUGCUCAGACACCACAGCAAACAACAUCUCGGGCAUUAUCGGUACCACUGUGACUAUUGUCGCACCUCUAGCGUUAAUUUCGUUUUCCUACACACAGAUAUUAAAAAUCUGCGUAAUGUCUACAAGAGAAACUACCCAAAAGGCUAUAACCACUUGUGCUCCACACCUUAUAUCACUACUGAAUUUUUCUAUUGGUUGUGUAUUUGAGAUUAUCCAAAGCAGAUUUGAUCAACUGAACAUGCCUCCUGUACUGCGUGUGAUUCUGUCUGUUUAUUUUCUUAUUUGUCCACCACUCGUCAAUCCUAUCAUGUAUGGAAUGAGGCUUUCUAAGAUAAAAACAGCACUUAAAAAGAUGAUUUAUCCUUCUGUUUGGAACCACAUAAAACCUGUAUCAUUAUAG